Messenger RNA from Pongo pygmaeus (Bornean orangutan), 3860 nucleotides. RefSeq names its product nuclear pore complex-interacting protein family member B4-like. NCBI's taxonomy places the organism in Eukaryota, Metazoa, Chordata, Mammalia, Primates, Hominidae. The record is from RefSeq and is a predicted model, not a curated record. The transcript is spliced from 9 exons. The coding region runs from base 380 to 2713 and encodes 777 amino acids.
CAGACCAAAGAAGGUUUGGUGGAAAGCAGAACCUUGGUCUCCAACUAACUGCUCCUAAGCCUCACGCUCCCUUGCCCUGCGCGUUCUGUUGCUUCCCUGAUUGACUUUCUCUGUGACCUGUAGCUAAACCUUCCACCAGCGCUUGAGAACUUAAUUUGAACCGGAUCCUUUCCCAGACCCCUUUCUCCUCCUCCUCCUCCUCCUCUUCCACCUCCAGGUGCCCAACAGCCCCCUUCUCCUCCUUUCCCUUCCCUUCCCUUCCCUUCCCUCCCCUCCCCCUUCCCUCCACCUCCCCGUCCCCAUCCCCUUCCCUCCCCCCGCCCUAAGCCACCCCCGCCUCUGUCCUGGCCGCCUCAGGGCGCCCUGAGAGGACCAGGACAUGCCGGUGUGGUGGCUGCUCUUUUGGCUCCUCCUGCUGGGAUUUAUCAGCCAUCACCCCACCUAUGUUAUCAAUUCUCCACCUGAUCAUUUUCAUCCUGGGACUGACUUUUGUGGAAUUCCUUGGAUAGUUAUCAUUAUUGUGUUUCUGGGAAUUUCUACACUUGCUAUUUUCCUCUGGAAAACUAGCCUUUGUGUGUCUUUCCUCAAGACUGUCUUAAAGUCACAAAAUGUACAUGACGGAUCCACGGAUGUACAGCGGAAAGCCUGGAGGUCCAAUAGCCAUAGCCAGGAAGGAAUUAAAAUUGGCCUGGAAGAUCUCUUUACUUCACAGAGACAUAUGGAAGCCAAAGUUCGAGCUGAAGUCCAUAAGGUGACAAGGAAUGUCAACAGUCAUUACAAAAUCAAUGGACAUAGGAAGACUGCCAAAAAAAAGAAACUGUUUCAACGCAUGCAAGAGUUGCGGUGGCGGGCAGAGGACUACUACAGAUGCAAAAUCACCCCUUCUGCAAGAAAGCCUCUUGCCAACUCAGUAAGUUUGUUUGUUUUCCUUGCUUUUGGACAUAGUCUGCCAGGUCAGGACAUGGAUGUAUUUUUCUCCCCACAGCUCUGUGCUCAAGCCUUGCAAAGGGGGAAGGCAGAGAGGAAGGCUGCCUACAAGCAGCACAGGUGUCAAAUGAGGCAAAAGAAGAGAGUCCCAGAGAGACACAUGAGUCAGGAGCCAGUCCAGGGACGACUGGGCCUAGAGAACCCUUUCUCGAUGGCAGAUUCAGGACCUCAUUCGGUUCCCAUGAGGAACAGCAACGGCGUCCCAGCUGAAAACACAGAGAAGACAAAGGUCAGGAUGGUGGCAGUGGAGCACCAUCAUUCCUCAGGAUUGCGCUACCGGCCCUACCUCCCGGCUGAAACUUUAAGAAAAAGGAUAGGCCGCAAGCCACCUCCUCCUAUUCAGUGUGAUCUAAGAGGUCAACCACGUCCAUCAGUUAAAGGAUGUCUGAGACCGCUGACUCUUUCUCGACUACAGUGUCCACUAGGACCUCAACCACAUUCUACAACUGAUGAUUUUCUGAGAAGAGAGACACCUCAAGACGAGUGUGCCCUGGGACCUGAUCCACUUCCUCGAGCUGAUGAUUUUCCGAGACUCAAGACACCUCCCGAGGGUCUUUUCAUACCAAUUUCCCCUUCUCCAGUUGAUGAUUCUCUGAGCCUCAAGACACCUCCCGAGUGUCUUCUGGUACCCCUUCCACCUUCUCCAGUUGAUGAUUUUCUCACACCACAGGCACCUCCCAUCAAGCGUCGUCGCCUGGGACCUGUAGCAUUUCCUCGAGCUGAUGAUUUUAGGAGACCCAAGGAACCUCCUGACUGUUUUUUUGCACGCCUUCCACCUUCUCCAGUUGAUGAUUCUCUGAGCCUCAAGACACCUCCCGAAUGUCUUCUGGUACCCCUCCCACCUUCUCCAGUUGAUGAUUUUCUCACACCACAGGCACCUCCCAUCAAGCGUCGUCGCCUGGGACCUGUAGCAUUUCCUCGAGCUGAUGAUUUUAGGAGACCCAAGGAACCUCCUGACUGUUUUUUUGCAUGCCUUCCACCUUCUCCAGUUGAUGAUUCUCUGAGCCUGAAGACACCUCCCGAGUGUCUUCUGGUACCCCUUCCACCUCCAGUUGAUGAUUUUCUCACACCACAGGCACCUCCCAUCAAGCGUCGUCGCCUGGGACCUGUAGCAUUUCCUCGAGCUGAUGAUCUUAGGAGACCCAAGGAACCUCCCGACUGUUUUUUCGUACCACUUCCACCUUCUCCAGUUGAUGAUUCUCUGAGCCUCAAGACACCUCCCGAGUGUCUUCUGGUACCCCUUCCACCUCCAGUUGAUGAUUUUCUCACACCACAGGCACCUCCCAUCAAGCGUCGUCGCCUGGGACCUGUAGCAUUUCCUCGAGCUGAUGAUUUUAGGAGACCCAAGGAACCUCCUGACUGUUUUUUUGCACGCCUUCCACCUUCUCCAGUUGAUGAUUCUCUGAGCCUGAAGACACCUCCCGAGUGUCUUCUGGUACCCCUUCCACCUCCAGUUGAUGAUUUUCUCACACCACAGGCACCUCCCAUCAAGCGUCGUCGCCUGGGACCUGUAGCAUUUCCUCGAGCUGAUGAUUUUAGGAGACCCAAGGAACCUCCUGACUGUUUUUUUGCACGCCUUCCACCUUCUCCAGUUGAUGAUUCUCUGAGCCUGAAGACGCCUCCCGAGUGUCUUCUGGUACCCCUUCCACCUCCAGUUGAUGAUUUUCUCACACCACAGGCACCUCCCAUCAAGCGUCGUCGCCUGGGACCUGUAGCAUUUCCUUGAGCUGAUGAUUUUAGGAGACCCAAGGAACCUCCCGAGUGUCUUUCCGCACCCCUUCCACCUUCUCCAGUUGAUGAUUCUCUGAGCCUGAAGACACUUCCCGAGUGUCUUCUGGUACCCCUUCCACCUUCUCCAGUUGAUGAUUUUCUCACACCACAGGCACCUCCCAUUGAGCGUCGCCUGGGACCUGUAGCAUUUCCUCAAGCUGAUGAUUUUAGGAGACCCAAGGAACCUCCUGAGUGUUUUUUCGCACCCCUUCCACCUUCUCCAGUUGAUGAUUCUCUGAGCCUCAAGACACCUCCCGAGUGUCUUCUGGUACCUGUUCCACCUUCUCCAGUUGAUGAUUUUCUGAGACGACAAACACCUCCCGUCCAGUGUCACCUGAGACCUGUACCAUUUCAUCGAGCUGAUGAUAUCAGGAGACUCAAGAAACCUCCUGACUGUUUUGACUGUUUUUUGUUUUGUUUUGUUGUUGUUUUUUUUUUUUUUUUUUUAUUCUGUGGCAGGAAGGGGCCUGGUGUGUUGUUGAUUCAAUUUAUUGAUCAUUUUUACAACACAUAAAUUCAUUUAAGUAUUGAUUGUGCACCUAUCAUAUGAUACGCAUUUUUUCAUCACUCCCCCACUCCCAGAACCCUAAGCUUUUCUCACUGUUAGAACUCCUAGUUUAUUUGUAUUUCAGUCACUUUGACAUAAACUCCUUUAGUGUAGGUGCUUAGAUUAUUUUCACUGCUUAGCCCCCAAUGCCUGUAUAGAGUAAGCUUUUUUUUUUUUUUUUGUACCAAAUGCCCAAUGGCCAAUUUAUUCUGUAUCAAUAACAACUAGGCAUCAUUUUCAAAGGGCCAUAUACUGACAACAGACUGCCCAGAAAUUAUCUCCCUAUGUAGGAAAACUACAGAAGACAAGUUCUUAGACUUUUAAUGCCCAAUACAGUAGCCAUUAAUGACAGGUGACUACCGAGCCUUGAAAUGCGAUAGUCCAAAUUGAGAUGUGCUAUAAGCUUAAAUUACACACCACGUUUCAAAGCCAUAAGGCCAAAAACUGUAAAAUAGUCUAGUAAUUUUAUAUUUAUUAUAUAUUGAAAUGAUAUUUGGUAUUUUGGAUAUAUUGAGUUAAAUAAAAGUUAAAUUCACCUGUUUGGUUUUUUACUUUU